GAAUUGAAAAGGAGUAAAGCUAAAGUCAUCUUAAAGAAGACGAUCCAGAGCGCCAGACGUGAUGAAGGUAAGGUAAAAGUCAAGUGAGAAAAACCCACAUAUUAUAUACUUACUAUGGUAGUAGUUGAGGAGGAGGAGGAUAUGAAUAUCCGUUCCACCAUGAAACUGUAUUCUGUAUUAAGCUCUUUUUCUAUCUGUCUUUUAGCUUAAAAAGCAUCUAACUUAACUUCAACACCAUUGACCCCCUUCUCUCCACUCUUUCUCUCUCUCUCUCUCUCUCUCCAGGUUAGCCCUCGACCUCCAAUCGAUCUAAAAAGCGAGAUUCACUUGAAUUCCUGAUAAAUCUGGUUAAGAUCUGAGCUUAAUUGUCAAUGGGUUGGAGGUAUAGAGCUGGGUUGUUUCUUAUUGCUGCAGUUGUCAUCAUAUGGGUUACCUCUGCUGAAGUUACUCAGGAUAUUUUUACAGACUAUAAGCAGCCAUUUGCAGUGACAUAUUUAGGAGCUUCUUUGCUGGUGAUUUAUCUUCCAUUAGCAUUCAUUAAGGAUUGCAUUUACAAUAUAAUAAAGAAACGUUCAUCUAGAAGUGGGAAAAAUACAACAGCAAGUUCUGAAACCUCAACGACACUUUGUUGCUCUCCUUUAAAAUCCAUUGGCGAUCGUAAAAACUUUGAGAUUGAACUUGAAAGUUCACUUACUAAAAGAGACAGUGAUGUAGAUCUUUCUGCUCAGGAAGAAGGGUUGCCUUUUGUUCCUAAGCAUAAAAACGACGCUACAAAACAGCUUACGAACAAGGAAAUCGCGAAGUACGGAUUUUACAUUGCUCCUCUCUGGUUUGUUACAGAGUAUUUGUCUAAUGCUGCGCUUGCACGUACGAGUGUGGCGAGCACAACAGUGUUAUCUUCAACCUCUGGACUUUUCACUCUCUUCAUUGGUGUGUUUCUUGGUCAAGAUUCAUUGAAUGUAGCAAAGGUGGUUGCUGUUUUUAUCAGCAUGGCUGGUGUUGUCAUGACAACUUUGGGAAAGACAUGGGCUGCAGACGAUUCCAUGAAUGCUUCUUCAAAUGGGAAACGCACUCUUGUAGGUGAUCUUUUUGGCCUUCUCUCAGCUGUGGCAUAUGGACUGUUUACUGUGCUUCUUAAGAAGUUUGCUGGCGAGGAUGGAGAAAAGAUUGACUUGCAAAAGUUGUUUGGAUAUAUGGGUUUGUUUACGCUCGUAGCUUUAUGGUGGCUCGUAUUGCCGCUGACAGCUCUAGGAAUCGAACCCAAGUUUGCGAUUCCUCAUUCAGCUAAAAUGGACGAAGUUGUUCUAGCCAAUGGAUUUGUUGGAAGCGUGGUCUCCGACUACUUUUGGGCAUUAUGCGUUGUGUGGACAACUCCACUGGUAGCGACCUUGGGCAUGUCUCUCACGAUCCCACUUGCUAUGGUCGCAGAUAUGGUUAUUCAUGGCCGGCAUUAUUCAGCCAUUUAUGUUCUCGGUUCAGUCCAGGUUUUUGCGGGAUUUAUGAUAGCUAAUCUUUCUGAUAGGAUCUCGAAGACCUUUGGACUAUAACAUAUACAAAUUCCUUCAAUUUUUGUUUUUUACUGUAUCAAGGUAAAAAUGGUUAUAUAUUUCAUUUUAGGUUUUGAAUGGAAGGUAAAAAAUGUAAGUUGUUGUACUAUAAUAGCCAGAAAGAGGAAGAGAGUUCUUGAUUUUGUUUUUUUUUUUAGUAAAGAAGGGUUUUGUCAAAUGUUGAUUGUUGUCUCAAAUUAUUCAUUGAUUUGUCUCAAGAAAUGUUCACUUUGCAGUGUUACUUUCCUUUUAUUACCUUUGA
Molecule: messenger RNA, 1809 nt
Organism: Impatiens glandulifera
Lineage: Eukaryota; Viridiplantae; Streptophyta; Magnoliopsida; Ericales; Balsaminaceae
Exons: 8
Coding region: 372-1547 (391 amino acids)
Biological process (GO): regulation of peptide transport
Cellular component (GO): membrane
Source: RefSeq, a predicted model, not a curated record